Messenger RNA from Penicillium malachiteum, 864 nucleotides. RefSeq names its product FAD-dependent oxidoreductase. The transcript is spliced from 4 exons. Gene Ontology annotation, molecular function: FAD binding. The record is from RefSeq and is a predicted model, not a curated record. The annotation marks the transcript as partial. NCBI's taxonomy places the organism in Eukaryota, Fungi, Ascomycota, Eurotiomycetes, Eurotiales, Aspergillaceae.
AUGGCAUCUGAAGAACGACCCUUUCGUGUCAUUGUUGUUGGUGGCGGCGUAUCCGGACUGGCGGCCUCACAUGCAUUUCAGAAAGCCGGGAUCGAACAUGUUGUGUUGGAGCGGAGGAAUACUGUUGCACCGGCCGAAGGCGCGAGUAUUGCCGUGUACCCACAUGGGGCACGUAUCUUGCAUCAACUUGGCUGUCUGUCUACAAUCAAGCAGCAUAGUUCAACCCCAGACCGAUGGCGUGCACGGCUACCUAGUGGUAAGCUGAUUGCCAAUAACGGCGUAUUCCGGGUUAUUGAAGCAAAUCAUGGGUCCGGCUUGCUUCUUAUCGAAAGACGGCAGUUCUUGCAAGACCUGUACGAUACCCUGCCGGACAAAACGCCCAUCAAGACCUCCUCCGUCAUAGAGGAUAUCAGGCAAGACGAAGAUGGAAUAGAAGUACGACUGAGUGAUGGCUCAUUUGAGCGAGGUGACUUGGUCGUAGGAUGUGACGGAGUACACAGCUUUGUGAGACGAACUUCAUGGGAACAUGCAAAUAAGACCUCUUUGGGAUCAAUCACUGUGAAGGAGAAACUCGCCAUUCGGGCAGACUGGAAAUGUCUUGUCGUCACUACCAACCCAGUUCCAGAGUUGGGCGACCGAGACUUGACCAUCGUGCAUAACAAGAAUUAUUCGCACAUGUACACAGUGACUCCUACCCUGUGCUACUUUUUUGUCUUCUUUCACCUGGAUGAGCCUUGGACAUUCCCAAAGAGAACGCAAUACACAAGUCAGGAUGCUCAAGACAUAGCUGACAAAAUUGCUAACCAUGCCAUGUCCAACACUGUUGUAUUUGGUGAAGUCUGGAAACGUCGUAUCCGGGCCGCA